AUGCAGCCCAGCAACUUCCUCCGCAACCGGAAGUCCUCCCGCGCCGCGCUCGCCGCCUGUGCGGUCGUCGCGCUUGUCUUCUUCCUCAAUGAGCUGCGGUGUGUAAGGCAUGGAUGUCUGAGAAAGACGGGGUUUACGGGUGGGUGGGAGCAGGAGGAGGCGCAGACGAGUCCGGAUAGCAGGGGGGCAAUAGAGGCGAAGACGAUGGGGUGGACAGGUGCGGAAGAUGCGGUGCCGUUUGGGGAUGGGGUGAAGGAGGCGGAGAGCCAGAGGGCAGGACAACCGGUGGGGGUGGUUGAAGGGAGAGUGAGUGUGCAGGAGUUGCAGGUGCCAACGCCAGCGCAUGUGGUCGGGGUGGAUGGGAGUGUGGUUCAUGGAGGUACGCAAGGGGCUGGGACGGAGGCUGCUGUGGUGCAAGGAGGACACCGUGUUCAGAGCGGAGGAGAGCAGAAUAUGGGGUUGGGUAUGGGUAUGGGUAUGGGUAUGGGCGUGCCUGGGCUGGAUGGGACAUGA
This is a messenger RNA of Mytilinidion resinicola, 513 nucleotides long. RefSeq lists its product as uncharacterized. Lineage: Eukaryota; Fungi; Ascomycota; Dothideomycetes; Mytilinidiales; Mytilinidiaceae. The transcript has a single exon. The record is from RefSeq and is a predicted model, not a curated record. The coding region runs from base 1 to 513 and encodes 170 amino acids.